AUGACGAGGAAACGAACGUUUGGGAAGAAUUUGACGAUUUUAGAAGACGCCGCGAAAUGGAGGAGUUUUUGUUGCAGUAGUUACGGUCGCGCGAACAGUAGUAACGAUGCGUCGUGGUGUCGUCAGUGUUGCUCUUCUUUAUUAAGCGGCGGAAGAACUGGCGGAUUGCAAAAUCAUCAUCGUUAUCGAGAAAGGAGGAGCGCGUUGAAUACGAAUACUAAUUAUUGUUCGCAAAAUUGGAGGAGCAAAAGUAAUAAAAACGAACAACGACGGAGGAAUCAGUAUUCUUCGGGGUACCACCAAACGAGACGAACGACCCACGACGCGAGUUCUUCACCGUUCGCAUUGCACGCUUUGUCAUACGACGACGACACGUCGUCGUCGCCCUCAGGAAAAGAAGGUGAAGAAGAAGAAGACGAUUCUGACGACGACGACGAAAAGGGCGGGUAUUACAAAACGAAACAUUGGAAUCCUACGAAGCACGCGAGCAAUGGUUUGAGCAACGAUGAUAGCAGUAGCGGUGAUGAUAGUGAACACGCAGAGCUUAAGAUGGAAAAAGAGGGUGGCGUCGCGCAGCGACGAACACCGGGAGCGUUAGAAUCGAUUGAAGGGAACGUCUUUCGCGACCGCGAGCGUUUAAAAUCGGACAAAGAUUUCGACCGCGUGAAGAAAACGGGAAGAACGUUGAAUUAUUCUUGCAUACGAAUAAAAGCGGCGCCGAACGAUGGCGUACCCGGCGCAACUGGAUGUCACCGAAUUGGCAUCGUCGUCCCGAAGAAACAGUUAAAACGCGCCGUCGAUAGGAACCUGUGCAAACGACGCGUUCGAGCCAUCUUUCGAACGAACAAAGAUAAAUGGCCGAAAACCGAGAGCGGUUCACAUUUAGAUUUCGUCGUUUUCGUGAAACAAGAAGCGUUAGAGGGCGGUUUCAAGCAGUUGGAGAAAGAAAUGUUCUUAUUCGCGAGCGAUUACACCGAGAGGGAGAUGAAAUCAAAGACGAGCAAAUCCAGGAACGCGGCGAAAGUUGUCCGAAAUACUAACGCGAACGUUACUCGAACCGCACAAGCGAGUAACGAGAACGAGAACGUAAGGGCGAAGAAAGAAAACGGCCCGACAAACAACAUUGCUCGAUGA
Bathycoccus prasinos is the source of this 1134-nucleotide messenger RNA. RefSeq lists its product with no specific name. The transcript has a single exon. Gene Ontology annotation, cellular component: ribonuclease P complex. Gene Ontology annotation, biological process: tRNA 3'-end processing. Lineage: Eukaryota; Viridiplantae; Chlorophyta; Mamiellophyceae; Mamiellales; Bathycoccaceae. Gene Ontology annotation, molecular function: 3'-tRNA processing endoribonuclease activity; tRNA binding; ribonuclease P activity. The record is from RefSeq and is a predicted model, not a curated record. The coding region runs from base 1 to 1134 and encodes 377 amino acids.